Messenger RNA from Chelonia mydas (Green sea turtle), 1841 nucleotides. RefSeq names its product zinc finger protein OZF. Bases 289 to 1689 code for a protein of 466 amino acids. The record is from RefSeq and is a predicted model, not a curated record. The transcript has 3 exons. Gene Ontology annotation, cellular component: nucleus. Gene Ontology annotation, biological process: regulation of transcription by RNA polymerase II. Gene Ontology annotation, molecular function: DNA-binding transcription factor activity, RNA polymerase II-specific; RNA polymerase II cis-regulatory region sequence-specific DNA binding. Lineage: Eukaryota; Metazoa; Chordata; Testudines; Cheloniidae.
GCGGUGGGUGCCGGGAGGAAGGAGGCAGGAAUCAGGGAGAACAAAGAACAAGAUCUUCAGACGCUGGGCGAGCAGCUGCUGCUCCCCCCCCCGGGGUCCGUGCUGGGGGGGGGGGGGAAAAUCCCCUCAUUAACCCCUCCCUGCCCGGCCGGGGACUUUCUCCCGCUGGGACCAGCCCGGAGCCAGAGGCUGCAGGGGCCAGUGACCUUCGAGGCGGUGGCUGUGUAUUUCACCAGGGAAGAGGGGGCUCUGCUGGACCCCGCUCAGAGAGCCCUCUGCAGAGACGUCAUGCAGGAGACCUGUGAGAACGUGACCUCGCUGGGUGAGGGGACGGUGAGUAAGAACAAGGAGCAGAAACCCCAGCAUGAAGACGCUGAGCAAGUGGAACCAAAUGGGGUAUUAUCACAAAGAUCCAAAGGGAAAGUAUUCAGGAGGAAUGAGCAGCGAAAAGCCUGUCAGAGUCAGGAGACGCCGGAGAGCGAACGGGGAAACCAGAAAGGGGAGAAUGUACGUAAACCCAUGAAUGGGUGGGGAACUCAGAAGGACCUCAAAGAAACAGUAGCCCAGCAGAAAAUACUCACAGAAAAGAGAAAAAAUACAUGCACUGAGUGCGGGAAACAUUUCAGUUACCACUCAGGCCUUGUUAGACAUGAGAUAAUUCACAUGAAAGAGAGACCCUAUGAAUGCAGUGAAUGUGGGAAAAGUUUCACUCAGAGCUUAAAACUUAUUACGCAUCAGAGAAUUCACACAGGGGAGAGACCCUAUGAAUGCUGCGAGUGCGGGAAACGCUUCACUCGGAGAUCAAACCUUUUUACGCAUCAGAGAAUCCACACAGGAGAGAGACCCUAUGAAUGCCGUGAGUGUGGGACAAACUUCACUGACAGUUCAGCCCUUCUUAAACAUCAAAGGAUCCACGUGGGAGAGAGACCCUAUGAAUGCUGUGAGUGCGGGAAAAGCUUCACUCAGCAAGCAAGCCUUCUUACACAUCAGAGAAUCCAUACAGGGGAGAGACCCUAUGCAUGCUCUGAGUGCAGGAAAAGUUUUACUAGGCGCUCAAACCUUAUUACGCAUCAGAGAAUCCACACAGGGGAGAGACCCUACGAAUGCAGUGAGUGUGGGAAAAACUUCACUGACAGCUCAGCCCUUCUUAAACAUCAGAGAAUCCACACAGGAGAGAGACCCUACGUAUGCUGUGAGUGCGGGAAAAGCUUCACGCGGAGCUCAAACCUUAUUACUCAUCAGAGAAUACAUACAGGGGAGAGACCCUAUGAAUGUUGUGAGUGUGGGACAAACUUCAUUGACAGCUCAGCCCUUCUUAAACAUCAGAGAAUCCACACAGGAGAGAGACCUUAUGAAUGCUAUGAGUGUGGGAAAACCUUCACUCAGAGCUCAAAACUGGUCACACAUCAGAGAACCCACACAGGGGAGAGACCCUAUGAAUGCUGUGAGUGCGGGAAAACCUUUAUUCAGAGCUCAGACCUUAUUAGACAUGAGAGAAUCCACACAGGGGAGAGACCUUAUGAAUGCUGUGAGUGCGGGAAAAGCUUCACUCAAAUCUCAAGCCUUAUUACACACCAGAGAAUCCAUGUGGGAGAGAGACCCUAUGAAUGCUGCGAGUGUGGGAAAAGCUUCACUCAGAGCUCAUACCUUAUUAGACAUCAAAGAACCCAUAAAGGAGAGCAUUUAUGAAUGCUGUGGGUGUGGGAAUGGCUUUACUCAGGGUUCAGCCCUUUUUUAUCAUAAGAAAGUCCUCACCAGAGAGAGAUCCUCGCAGUGCUGUGAGUGCGGGAAAAGAUUCACACAGAGCUCAGACCUUACUACGCAUCAGAGAAUCCACAUAU